AUUUGAGAGUUUCUAUUUUAAAAGAUAUUAAUAAAGCUCACUUAGCUAAUUAAAAAUGAAAUUCCUUAAUGGUAAAAAAAAAUUCUGAACACGAAUUUUCAAGUGUAAAAUCUAAAUAAUUGGUAGACAUUAUCGAGGAAUAAAAACAUUUGUUAAAUUUGCAUUCAAUUGUUUAUUUAGGAAAGUUCAUAAUAUUUGUUUUUGGAACUAAAUAACGCAGUCUUAAGAGGAAACGACUGAUUUUUCAUUUUGAUGUUUCUAGGCGUAAUUGAGGAAUGAAUGAAUAAUCGAAAAUUAUUUGUGAAAUUAACCGAUUAAUCAAGGUUACUAGUGUUGAAAGCAUGUGAGAUUUAUUGUUAUGUUUUCAUUUCAAAGGGUCAGUAAUAAUAACGCGAACCGACAAAAAAUGUUGAAUAAAUAAUGGAUAAGUUGCUAUGGUAGCCGCAAUUGUUUGACCUAAAUAUUAGUGAUUAUCUUCAGUGCUCUUCAAUCAGGGGGGAAAACUUUUUUACUAGUUUAGGGUGAUUCUGCGAGCAAUUCAAAUAAACAUUCUUGGAAGUUUUUUUCAAAUCGCAAGUGCUUUUUUCUCUUUCUUUCGUCAUAAUUUUGUAUAAAAUAAGAACAGACAGAUAAUUCGUAGAUUUGGGCAAGAGCAAUGGUAAAUCAACGAGAAUUUUGGGCUGAAAUUCAUAAGAAUAAUCCAAAGUACAAGAAAAAACCGAGAGUUGUACCGGCAUUUACUAUUCAAGCACUUCAGGAAAAUACAGUGGUAGCGAAACCUCCGAAAUUUGGUGUGUAUAAGCCUGUGCCACCGAAACCCUCCAGCUUCAGAAAGUUUUACGAAAGAGGAGUUUUCCCUAUUUCAAUGGAAAAAGAAGGAGCACCGAUUACAUGGAAAGUUAACAUUGAGGACUUGGACUUUAGACAUUACUUGCCAAUGUUUUUUGAUGGAUUGACUGAAACUGAACAUCCUUACAAGAUUCUUGUCGAACAAGGGAUCUCAGAUAUGUUAGAACACGGAGGGCCGAAGAUAUUGCCAGUUGUUUCGCAGUUGAUUAUUCCUAUAAAAAACGCAUUAAAUACAAAAAUGCCCGAGAUCAUUUGCACGACAAUGAGAGCACUUCAACAACUUGUUCGCUCAGCUGAUUGUGUGGGUGAAUGUCUUGUUCCAUACUUUCGACAGAUAUUACCUAUUCUCAAUCUCCUAAAAGACCGGAAUGUAAAUCUUGGAGAAGGAAUCGAUUAUUCACAACAAAAAGGAGAAAACCCUGCAGAUCUUAUUCAAGAAACUUUAGAAAUCCUUGAAAAAUAUGGAGGAGAAGAUGCCUUUAUCAACAUUAAAUACAUGAUACCAACCUAUGAAUCCUGUAUGAUGAAUUAAAAAAUACUCUUC
Messenger RNA from Fopius arisanus, 1393 nucleotides. RefSeq names its product parkin coregulated gene protein homolog. Bases 656 to 1381 code for a protein of 241 amino acids. The transcript is spliced from 4 exons. Gene Ontology annotation, molecular function: Hsp90 protein binding; Hsp70 protein binding. Lineage: Eukaryota; Metazoa; Arthropoda; Insecta; Hymenoptera; Braconidae. The record is from RefSeq and is a predicted model, not a curated record.